Talaromyces rugulosus is the source of this 1734-nucleotide messenger RNA. RefSeq lists its product as uncharacterized. The transcript is spliced from 3 exons. NCBI's taxonomy places the organism in Eukaryota, Fungi, Ascomycota, Eurotiomycetes, Eurotiales, Trichocomaceae. The record is from RefSeq and is a predicted model, not a curated record. The coding region runs from base 1 to 1734 and encodes 577 amino acids.
AUGGAUUCUUCUAUUGUACCUCGAAAACGCCGCUUGAUCAAUGAUUACUUCUCUCCUGCCCAUGCCCCUGUUCGCUCUACUCCCAGCGACAGAAUUGCGCAAGCCCAAGUUUCGGCCUCCUCUGCUGCUGGCCCCAGCACCUCAAAGCGACUGAUGAGAGAUGAGAUCCCUGACUCAGAAGCUUCGGACGGGGAUGGCAUGCCUGAUUUCACCAAAUGGCGCAACCUGGGGUCAUUUAAAUCCCCUCUAAAGAUCCCUGCCGACGAUAUGGUCGGAAAAGCAUUGGAGCCAUAUGAUUCAGUUGCCGAGCUCGAUGAUAGUGACAUUGAGUCUGCUAAAGAGAAGAAAGCCCUCGAGUCCGACCCUGAGUAUUCGGUUAGCGACGAGGAGGAUGAUGAUGACGAUGAAAUCGCCAAUCAGACAGAUCCUUCGCCCGAAAAGGGUGAUUCUUCGCAACUCGACAACUCAGUCGCUGUGUUCUGCUCCUCUGCAGAUUUCAAACGCCCAUUUGCAAAAGACAUCCCUAUUGAUUGUUCUCUGCGAGCGAUGAACCCUUCAUACUGGAAGGCGUUUCGUGAUCUUGAUAUUGACACUUGGCUCGAAAAGUAUCUGAAGGCGAUACCAGAACAGGUGCAAGCCUUGUUUGAAAAGGAAUCAUGGUCAUUUGAUGUUUUAUUCGCUCUUCCAUCGUUCAAGAAAAUCCCAAAACGCCAGGGUGUGUAUGGCAUCUUUUUCCAGUCUGAACAUCACGGACAAGAGAAAGAAAUGGGUUAUGUUGGUGCUGCCCCGACUGGCUUGAAAAAGCGAUUUGAUGCACACAAUGAGACAAUUCGAUAUACCCGGGUAGGAACUGUCCAUUCAUCGAAGAAAGAUAUGUGUCUUUACCGACAUGCCGGCCGCAGUGAGUUUCCAUUUGAAUUCAGCUUCAAAGUGUUGGCUGUCUUUGAUGGAUAUACCGAGCAGAGUUAUGUGUACAUGCUCGAAGGAAUUUUCAUGGUUCUCCUCCGAACGUUUUAUCUUCUAUUUGAAAACAAAACAAACACACAAGCGUCAUUUGACCUUUUUAAUCAGAGCGGUGAACUUCUUCCUGACGCGGAGGCUAUAGCAAAACGCAACCGACGUCGUGAUGAAAAACAAGGAUUGAUCGAUCCAAUUUGUGACGGCUGUCACCGGCCCAAGUCCGAGAUCAUCAAGGACAACAGUCACAACGUCUCCACGCAAGUCUUGAUAAAUUCGCUACACAAAGAUGGUAAACGGUAUUGUAUGUACUGCUACAAUUUUGUGAAGCAAAAUAAAGAGGAGCCUUCUUCAGAAGAGAUAGGAAAGCUCUUUAGGGGUGAGCGGAUUCGUCGUGCUCUCGAAAAAGGCGAAUACAAGGCUUGCCAGAACUGUGGAUUUACUCCCCCACUAAAUCAUUCUGAUGAGUCUGAUGAACAGAAGCUCAAGUAUCACAAACCCACUGAAAAAGUCCUCUGUUUUCGGUGCCGAGAGCAUUACAGUGGGCAUGGCACGCUUCGUGUCCCGUUUGCCGAUGCUGUUCAAGAGAAAAGGCGUCAAAUCAAAGAGGCCGAGAACCGAGGGGAAACCAUCAAAUGCUACUUGUGUCCAAACACUUGCGUAAAGGGAAAAGCAGUGGUUUCACAAUGGGCCGUCGGACCAGUAUGCCAAAGGAGACGAUGCCUAGCCUCUUACAAAGCUGAAAAUGCUCGACUGAAAGCACUUCAUGCAUCAUGA